AUGGCCAACCCGGUUGCCCUCGCCCAAAGUGACUUGUACAAGCAUGCGCUGUUCGAUUUUACUCUCAGCAAAGCAGAGCGUCUAGAACUCAGCCAUGCACGAAGCAAAGCGCUCGUAAUGUCCUUCGGCUACACUGCUGAGGAUAUUUUCGCCUGUUCUGAAAAGUUCUGGAACUCGGGACUUUGCCCGUUGAAUAUUCUGGAUGUCGGCGCUUUUGCUUUAGCUACCAUACAAGUGAAUCUCGCUGUUGGAACACUGGCUGAACACGUCCAUCGCCCCGAGAUAGCCGAAUUGUGCCGCAAGCUGCUUGCUUUCGAAAUCUCCGGCCAUUAUAUGCUCACAGAGGUUAAUCAUGGUCUAGACUCGCAGAAUAUCGAGACCACUGCGACAUUACUCGACGAUGGGGGCUUUGAAUUACACACUCCCCAUGCAGGAGCCGGCAAAUUUAUGCCAGCGAGUGUUCCCGCUGGUGGGAUACCCAGGAUGACUAUUGUGCUAGCAAGGCUCAUCGGAAAAACCGGGUCAUUUAUGGGUAUCCGACCUUUUGCGGUAGACUUGAAUGAUGGUAAAACUAUGAAGCCGGGUGUUUCUUGUCGUGUCCUGCCCGACAAGACUGGUACUCGACCUGUUGGGCACGCGAUCACCUACUUCGAUCGCGUAAAACUUCCCGCAACCGCCCUCAUUUCCGAUUUGGACGCCAAGACUCCACCCCGCACUCGGUUUCUGCUGAGCAUCUGGCGUCUAGGUAUCGGUUCAGUUUUCAUCACGGGCAUGGUCGUUCCCGCUCUCCGCAUCGCGGCCCAUAUCGCCGCAAAGUAUGCGGCCCAAAGAAUGGUCACCAACUCAGCGGGAGAGACAGCGCCUAUCUUAUCAUUUAGAACGACACAGGCUCCAAUUCUCCAGGCGCUAGCGCAGGCUGCCGUUAUCGAGGCAUUCUAUAAAGAGAUUCGGCCUUACUAUUCUCUUCCAGACAACAGUCGGCUGGCCCAUGUACUGAACGACCGAAAUGGCAUUACCGGCGUGUUCAAGACCAUUGCUAUCCAUUGCUGGCGCGAGACUAGUGUCACCCUAACGGAUCGCCUUGGUGCGCGUGGGCUGUUCAACGAGAGUCAAGUCAUGUCGAUGGAUAUGGAACUCCGUGGCGUGACAAUCGCGGAAGGGGACAUUCUUGUUCUGUGCAUUCGUCUUGCGAGCGAACUGCUCAUUGGCCGAUAUGGUCUUCCUUCGGCAAGAUACCCCAACACACUGCUCGCCAAGUAUGAGCGCGGCAUUUUUGAAGAAAUGCGAACAGUUUUCCAGUCGAUCGGUGGCGACCACCGCUCACAAGAAUUCAACCAACUUCUCUUGCCGCGCUGUGUACCUUUGAUCACUGCUAUUGGUUAUCGCAUGGCAUUCGAGGCAGCUAUUGACGCCCACGUCCAACCGGAGCUGGUUCGACUCUUCGAAGCUGGAGCGAUUCUUCGGAACGUUGCAUGGUAUAUCGAGAAUGGAUUGGUCACCCGAAAGGCUGCCAUGGCAAAGGAGGUUGUUGCACUCAACGAGGCCUUCGCCAUCCUUGAUAUGGUGUUAGCCGAGAAUGGAUGCGAGCCUUUUAUUUAUGCGCCGAUCAUGUCGUCCUCCGCCUGGGAGAACUGGGUUGAGACAUUGCCGCUGUAUGCUUCGAAACUUUGA
Mycena indigotica is the source of this 1671-nucleotide messenger RNA. RefSeq names its product Acyl-CoA oxidase. Gene Ontology annotation, biological process: fatty acid beta-oxidation using acyl-CoA oxidase; lipid homeostasis. The record is from RefSeq and is a predicted model, not a curated record. Gene Ontology annotation, molecular function: FAD binding; fatty acid binding; acyl-CoA oxidase activity. Bases 1 to 1671 code for a protein of 556 amino acids. Lineage: Eukaryota; Fungi; Basidiomycota; Agaricomycetes; Agaricales; Mycenaceae. Gene Ontology annotation, cellular component: peroxisome. The transcript is spliced from 7 exons.